Messenger RNA from Fusarium mangiferae, 636 nucleotides. RefSeq lists its product as uncharacterized. Bases 1 to 636 code for a protein of 211 amino acids. The transcript has 3 exons. Lineage: Eukaryota; Fungi; Ascomycota; Sordariomycetes; Hypocreales; Nectriaceae. The record is from RefSeq and is a predicted model, not a curated record.
AUGACUGCGUUCCAAGGAAGCUCCCUCGGUGACACGGCUGCAGAAGCAGACAGUGAUGACAGGAUAGUCCUGCAAGACGGACUGGGACUUGUGCAAGUUGGUGACGUUGGCAAAGCCUUCGACGUAGUAGCUUUCUCGGGUGAUAUACAGGCCCACAAGUUGUAUGCUGCCGCUUGCAGGAAGAACAAGGAGAACGUGAAAAUUAUUCACGAAUUGCCUCUCCCUAGUGGCAGGGCGCUUGUGCCGGAGGACUUUACUCAUGCGGCUAUGGAUAUAAUGAAGGAGUAUGGUACUACGGCAAGACUCUCUUCAGUAUCAAAGACCAUGAUGAAGCUAGUAUUGCGAUCAGAGCUCUAUGAGAACGAGGCUAUAACUGAGCUUCACGAGCUGGCUGUUAACCUUGUCUAUACCUAUAUGGUGCCCGCAUGUCUAGAGCUUGCUACUGCCAAGGAUGCCGGUUCAGCAAGGUCUUCAGGCUUCUUUGACAAGAUCGAAGCAGUAUCUGUGGAGUUUGACGCUCUUGAGUCACAUGAUAUCCAGGCUGCAGUAACUUUUACGCAGUACUUCAGAUACCGCGGUAACCCCGACAGGAAAAAGCAGAUACUGCAACUAGGUGAGACUAGGGCCUAUGUGUAA